AUGGCCAGCAGCGAUCGUCGAGCAAGUUUGUCUCCAAGUGAACGACAACGAACCAAAAGUCAAUCAUCUUAUCGAUCACAUCGAACAACACCAAACACGCCUUUAUACGAGGAAGAUGCUCAACGAGAAAAAACAUCUUCACAAGCAUCAAGACGAAGUACUCGAGAAACGAAUCCAACAAAACGUUCAGAAAGUUCGACAAGUAAUCGAUCAAGUGCUGCAUUAUCGCCAAUAUCGAAUGCAUCGAAAAGACAAAGAUCUAGUUUAAAACCAUCAGCAUCACCAACAACACAUCGUAGACCAGUUUCAAAAAGAAAAAAAAGACCAAUCAGUGUAGGUGAUAUUGAGAGAAGACAAUUAUCAGAACCAAAUGAUUCUGAAAAACAAGAUUUAAGUGCACAAGGUCUUUCAAUGGUACCAGCAGAAAUCUUCGAACUUGUUACGCUUCGUCGAUUAAUUUUAUCAAAUAAUAAUCUAUCAGCUUUACCACCAACAAUAAAUUCAUUAAUCAAUCUUGAAUAUCUUGACCUAUCACAUAAUCCAUUAGUUGUUAACAAUGGCUAUGAUGAUUAUUCAUGUUUUCCACGUGAAUUUGAAAACUUAAAAAACCUUCAAACAUUAAUUUUGUCUGAAUGUGCAUUGAAAUAUAUUCCAGCUGCUGUUUGGAAUGUACUUAGUCUUCAAACGCUUGAUUUAAGUCGAAAUAAAAUUGGUUAUAUUGUUGGUGAUAUCGGUAAUUUAGCCGAUAUUCGACAUCUUCGUUUAUCUCACAUGGAUCUUGAUACACUUCCACCUGAAAUGGGUUUUUGUGAUAAACUUGAAACAAUUGAUUUAACAGGAAAUCCAAUUGAUAAUUUACCUGAAACCUUAGUUGAAUGUCGUCAAUUAUAUGAAUUUAAAAUAAAUUAUAAAACAUUUUAUAAAUUACUUGAUACGUAUAUGUUACAAUUAAUUGAUGAAGGAAAAAUUCGUUCUGAACAUAUACCACAAGUUAUAUUUGAACUAGAAAAUUUACGUAUAUUAGAUUUAAAUAAUACAAAAAUAAAUUCUAUAUCAAAUGAACAUAUGUUAUUAAAUCUUACUGAAUUAUAUCUAUCAAAUAAUUCAUUUUUUGAUAUACCAGAAGCAAUAAGUACAAUAGAAAAAUUAAAAAUACUUGAUAUGUCACAUAAUCGUAUUACUACAAUACCAGAAUAUUUUAUUAAUAUGAGACAAUUGGAAAGAGUAAAUAUUUCAUAUAAUAAAUUAACUUCACUUUCUAAGAUUUUUGCUUAUUUACCAAUAUUAAAAAAACUAAUUCUUAGUCAUAAUAAACUCGAUAAAAUUGAAAAAGAAUUUUCAAAAAUUCGAUCAUUAUUAUUACUUGAUUUAUCUUAUAAUAAUUUAAAAUCUUUACCUGAUGAAUUAUGUGAACUUGAACAAUUAGAAACCCUUGAUUUACGUUAUAAUAAAAUUGAACAUCUUCCAUCACAUAUUUGUCGUAUGAUUGGACUUAAAUCUAUGAAUACAUUUAAUAACACAUUUCAACGUUUUGGACUUCAUCUUUUAGGUAAUUUAAUUACUAAUCCACCGAGUUACAUAUGGAAAUCAACAAAUAUACAAACAUUAUUUAAUUAUAUUGAAGCAAAAGAAAAAGAUCUUUCAAAUAAUUUUCAUCAUCUAAAAUUAAUUCUAAUUGGAUCAAAAAAUAUUGGUAAAACAACAUUAGCAAUUAAACUUAUUAAUAAUCGAAAAAAAAAUUCAAAUACACGAAAAACUAUUGAUAUGUAUGUUUCUAUUCUUCAACAAAAACAAAUAAAAAACGGUGAACUAAAGAAUUCUCAACAAAAACUAACAUCAAAUGAUGCUAUGUCAUCUGCAUUAACAGAUCAAUGGAUUGAAAAUCGUAUAUCAACUAGUGGUGAUUAUCUUUAUAGUCGACAUUUAAAAACAAAACGAAUUAAUCCACCACCACUUAAAACUUAUCGAUCAAUUGAACAAAUGAAUUCUAUUAUACAAAAAUCAACAUUUAUUACAAAAAAUAAUUUUUAUUAUACAAUAUUUGAUUUAGAAAGUGAACCAAGUUUUGAAAUACUUUAUCCAUUAAUUUAUGAUUCAAAUGCUUUAUAUUUAUUACCAGUUAAUUUAACUAUUCUAUUAAAUAAUUUGCAAACAAGUACUAAUUUUAAAAAUAUCAAUGAAUAUGAAAAUUCAUCAAUUAUAAUUAAUUUUGAUGCAUUAUUAACAAAUGAUUGGUUAUAUUGUCAUAUAUUUCAUUAUCUAGAAUCAAUAUCUGAUUAUUGUCAACAAGUAUCUAUUGCAAUUCUUGGUUUAGUUGAUGAUUCUCAGUUAGCAUCAAAUGAUCGACAACAACAACAACAACUUCUUGAUGAAAUUCGUUCAAAAGUGAAUGCAUUUUUAAUCAAUACAGAAGAUCAACGAGGAAAUAUUAAAUUUUAUUCAGAGUAUUUUCUAGAACCAAUUGAUAUAAAUGAUGAUCAAAUAUCAUCAUUAAUCAUUGAACAAUUAGAAACAAUAGCUCAACAAUGGGCUAUUGUACAUCACAAACAAAAACGACAACUUAUCAAACAACGUUUUGCUUUUCUUAAACAUGAUGCUUUAAUAAUCAAUUAUGACACUUGUUUAAAAAAGUUCGAACAACAAAAACAAGUCCCAUUAGUUUUUCCUGAUGAUGAUAAUGAUGAUGAUGAAACUGAAAAAAAUAAAAAACUUAUUGCAGAAAUAAAUGCAAUGUCUUUUGAUGAAUGUCUUGAUUAUUUAAAAUUAAUUGGAGAUAUUUUUUGUUUUGGUCAAAAAUCUCAUAUGAAAAUUCUUAUAAAACCUUAUUAUUUAUUAAAUAAAAUAUUAUCUAAUACUCUAUUUCGUCCAAAUAUUGAUCAAUGGUUAAAUUAUGAUGAUAAUAUGGUAUUUCGUUUUUCUGGUUAUUAUCCAGAACAAAAAUUAUUUGAUAUUGAUCGACAACGUUUAUUAACACGUGGUGAAUUUACAUGGAAAAUGCUUAAUGUUUUAUUUUAUGAACAAAAUAAUAAUAAUAUUAAUUUAACUGAACAAAAUAUAUUUGAUUAUUGUCAUUUAAUGGAACGAUUAUAUCUUGGUUUUUUAAAUAAAUCAAAUCUAAGUUGUAAGAAUAAACUAAUUAAAUUUCUAUUCAUAAUACUUUUCUUUGUUGUUUUUGUUUUUUGA
Rotaria sp. Silwood2 is the source of this 3183-nucleotide messenger RNA. Lineage: Eukaryota; Metazoa; Rotifera; Eurotatoria; Philodinida; Philodinidae. The record is from the annotation of a GenBank genome assembly.